Aspergillus ruber CBS 135680 is the source of this 735-nucleotide messenger RNA. RefSeq names its product imidazoleglycerol-phosphate dehydratase HIS3 (gene his3). NCBI's taxonomy places the organism in Eukaryota, Fungi, Ascomycota, Eurotiomycetes, Eurotiales, Aspergillaceae. Gene Ontology annotation, biological process: L-histidine biosynthetic process. The record is from RefSeq and is a predicted model, not a curated record. Gene Ontology annotation, molecular function: imidazoleglycerol-phosphate dehydratase activity. The transcript has 2 exons. Bases 1 to 735 code for a protein of 244 amino acids.
AUGCCCUUCACCCCCCGCACCGCCAGCCUCUCCCGCACAACCAACGAGACCAAAAUCCAAGUCUCCCUCUCCCUCGACGGCGGCGUCCUCCCCGCCUACGAACCCACCGACCACUUCCCCUCCCCCUCCGACCCCCAAGAAGCAGAAGCCGCAAAACAUGGCAUAGUCCCGCAAAAGGAUGCCGCGCAUGCGACGCAAUUCACGGCCACGCAGCAGAUCACCAUUAGCACGGGGAUAGGCUUCUUGGAUCAUAUGCUGCAUGCGCUGGCGAAGCAUUCUGGGUGGAGUUUAGCUGUAAGGGCUAAGGGAGAUAUUUACAUCGACGACCACCACACAACAGAAGACACCUUCCUCGCCCUCGGCAGCGCCUUCACACAAGCCCUCGGCGCGCGCGCCUCAAUCACCCGUUUCGGCCGCGGCGACGCCCCCCUCGACGAAGCCCUCUCGUGGGCUGUUAUCGACCUCUCCUCGCGCGCCUGGUCCGUGAUCAACAUCGGGUUCCGGCGCGAAAAGAUCGGCGAUCUAAGCACGGAGAUGAUCACGCAUGGACUGCACAGUUUCGCGCAGGCGGCGAAUGUCACGCUGCAUAUCGGAUGCACGUACGGGGAUAAUGACCACCAUCGGGCAGAGAGUGCGUUUAAGGCAUUGGCUGUUGCGGUGCGGACGGCUUGUGCGAGGCGUGGAGAGGGGGAGGUUGGGGCGGGGGAUAUUGUUAGUACGAAGGGUGUUCUUUGA